This is a messenger RNA of Lactuca sativa (garden lettuce), 1616 nucleotides long. Its product is annotated as receptor-like protein kinase HERK 1. The record is from RefSeq and is a predicted model, not a curated record. Gene Ontology annotation, cellular component: plasmodesma; plasma membrane. Gene Ontology annotation, biological process: protein autophosphorylation. NCBI's taxonomy places the organism in Eukaryota, Viridiplantae, Streptophyta, Magnoliopsida, Asterales, Asteraceae. Gene Ontology annotation, molecular function: transmembrane receptor protein tyrosine kinase activity; ATP binding.
UCGUGUUGACGAUAAUUGGUAGCUGCAAGGCAUUUUCGCGAAUAACGAAACGCAGUUAAGUCCUCUAUGAGACUUUGGUGAACAAGGAGUCGCCGGAAAAGUAGUAUCAAACCGUAGCUUUUUACCUUUUAAUUUGCUCUCGAAUUGUGUAUGUGGAGCUCUUCACAUUUCCUUCAAUAUCUACCAAACUCAUAAAAAAUGCCUUCAAUAGAAGAGUUUUCACACCUUAAAAUUUCCCUAGAAGCUAUAAAAUUGGCAACCAAUAACUUUGGUGAGAGCAGCAAUAUCGGUCGAGGUGGAUUUGGCAAAGUGUAUAAAGGAGAGCUUCUUCUCUUGGGUGAGAAGGUUAUGGUUGCAGCCAAGCGCUUAGAUAGAAAAUUUGGACAAGGGACCCCUGAGUUUUGGAAAGAGAUCAUGAUGCUUUCUCGCUACAGACAUGAAAAUCUGGUCACUCUCUUGGGCUUUUGUGAUGAGGAUGGUGAAAAUAUCCUUGUGUAUGAUUAUCUACCGAAUCAAAGUCUCGACAAAUACCUUAGUAGCUCUAAUAUGUCAUGGAUCCAACGCCUAAACAUAUGCAUUGGGGCAGCUUGUGGGCUAGAGUAUCUUCAGAAUCCGGAUGAGACUACACAAAGAGUGCUACACCGUGAUAUUAAAAGCUCCAACAUACUCUUAGAUAAAAGUUGGAAUGCCAAAAUUUCAGAUUUUGGUCUUUCCAAACUCGGACCUGCUAACCAAGAAUUCACAUUUGUUAUCACCCAUGCAGUAGGGACUCCUGGGUAUUGUGAUCCACUUUACGGGGAUACUGGAUUCUUGACAAAAGAAUCUGAUGUCUAUUCCUUUGGGGUGGUUUUAUUCGAAGUCUUGUGUGGAAGGCUUUCCGUAGCGAAUUACAAUGACAAUCGCCGGUUUUUGCCGAAACUGGCACAAAGCUGCUAUGAAGAAAAGAAGCUGCAGACAAUUGUACUUGAUUGUCUACAAGAGCAAAUAUUCCCAGAUUGUUUGGAAAUAUUCUCCAGAAUUGCAUAUCAAUGUCUUCGAAGAGAUCGUAAUGAACGUCCACUGGUAGCUGAGAUAGUAAAACAACUUAAAGAUGCCCUUAAAUGUCAAGUCUUUUAUCCCGGUUUUGCAAAUACAAUAUUGUUCGGAUCCGUUUUAAAUCCAAAGAAAAAUAUGGCUGGUUGGAAAUCUCACUGGUCUUGGAAAGCACGAGCUUCAGGCCUUACAAAAUUGGGAAGACACAUUCACAAUUAAGUAUGUUAUUAUUGGGGAUGGAUUCAUUUUAAGGCUAUUGGUGGCAGGUACCACAAGGAACACUGACCCACUUAGGCCACCCGUGGCCCUUGAAAAAUCGACCACCACCGGUCUUGGCAACCAGUUUUUUUCUCUUCUCUCCUAGCCGGCUUCUUUUACAUUCCUCUUGUAGCUUUUGCGUUAGGUGUCAAUUGUUCUUGAUAACUUAGAAAAUUAUUUUAUCUCUUGGUGUUAGUUUUUGUUAAACAUUAGUAAACAAGAAUUGCAACAAACACCUCACAAUUAAUUAUGUAACUUUUGUUUAUUGGAAAAUUUCAUAAAAUUCUUUAUAUUUUGGAUUCAUAAUAUACCUUUUAUUUAAUUAA